Molecule: messenger RNA, 2319 nt
Organism: Peronospora matthiolae
Lineage: Eukaryota; Oomycota; Peronosporomycetes; Peronosporales; Peronosporaceae
Source: the annotation of a GenBank genome assembly
AUGAAUCGCACGCUGGUCGAGUGUGCGCGUUGCAUGAUGGAACACGCUGGACUGGGAAAGAGCUACUGGGGUGAAGCAGUGAUGACGGCGAUGUUUCUUCGAAACCGCUGUCCAACACGUGCCAUUCACCAAGACAAGUCUCCAUAUCAAGUGUGGACGAUGAAGAAACCGAUUCUGGCCAACCUUAAAGUGUUUGGAUGCCACGCGUAUGUUCAAGUGCCUCAAGACAAACGCGCGAAGUUCGACUCCAAGUCAUCACUCUGUCGUUUCCUGGGAUACGCCGAACACCAGAAGUCAUAUCGAUUUGAGGAAGUGUCAACAGGAGCGAUCAAGAUCAGUCGCGAUGCCACAUUCAUGGAAGACAAGUUUGAUGAAGGUCCGCGCAACUACAACGAUGAGUCAAGUGUCGUUGAGUUUGAUGAUCAUGAUGAGGACGAAGAAAAAGAAGAAGGUAAAACUGACGACGACAUGGACUCGAGCGACGAUGACAACGAAGACACCAGGUCUUCGAAGAGCAACAUCAAGAGACACACGCGCACUCAAUCACUUGAGAAAGCUACCGUCAUUCCAAGUCCCAAGCGAAGAACAUACAGAGGUCCGUCGCUUGAGCAUGUUGGGGAAACGCCGACUACAUUCAAGUCGGCGAUGGAAUCAAGCGACUCCGGCAAGUGGAAAGAAGCGUGUGACUCGGAGUUCGACUCGCUUCAGAGAAACGACACGUGGGAAAUCGUGCCUCUUCCGAAAGGUCGCAAGGCCAUCGGGUGCCGAUGGGUUUUUCGUGUAAAGGAGAAUCAAGAUGGCGAAGUUGAACGUUUCAAGGCAAGACUUGUGGCCAAAGGAUUCUCACAGAAAUUCGGAGUUGACUAUGAAGAAACUUUCGCACCGGUGGCCAAGUUCACAUCGAUUCGUGUGGUGCUCAGUAUGGCGGCUAAGUACGGCCUAAUGCUACAUCAGAUGGACGUCAAGACAGCGUUUCUUAACGGCUCCCUCAACGAAGACAUCUACAUGGACCAGCCGGACGGAUACCUGGAUGCAACACAGCCGGACUAUGUGUGCAAGCUAAAGAGAUCACUCUACGGCUUGAAGCAAUCGCCUCGCAUGUGGAACCAAACAAUCGAUGGGUUCAUGAUCAAGAUGGGAUUCAAGAAGUGCGAAUCGGACCACUGCAUCUACAUCAAGCGAGACGACCAAGACAUGAUUCUCGUGGUACUCUACGUCGAUGAUCUCAUCCUGGCCAGCAGCAACAACGAACUCCUCAAGUCAACCAAGAUGGCGCUGAGCAAACGCUUCGAAAUGACGGAUCUCGGUGAGCUCGAUUACUUUCUCGGCAUGGAGAUCAAGAACGACCGUAAGACGGGAAUGGUGACUGUACAACAAACCAAGUUCCUCAAGUCCGUGUUAACCAAGUUCGGAAUGGAUAACAGCAAGCCAGUGAAGACGCCUCAAGAUCCCGGUCUGAAGCUAACCAAGAACAUGUGUGAACAAGAAUGCAAGCACGAAGACACCAUGUGCAACGUGCCAUAUCGAAGUGCUGUCGGAGGCAUCAUGUAUCUCAUGGUCGCCACACGUCCGGAUCUAGCUGCUGCAGUGGGAUCAUUAUCCCAGUUCUCGUCCGACCCAUGCCCGACUCACUGGCAAGCUUUGAAGCGUGUGCUGAGAUACCUGCAAGCAACGCCCAAUCAUGGUCUUGAGUUUACACGUGAAGAAGGAAGCCGUAUCUGCGGGUACACCGACGCAGACUGGGCCGGCGACAUUGAGUCAAGACGAAGUACAAGCGGCUAUGUGUUCAUGAUGAGCGGAGGAUGCAUCAGCUGGAAAAGCCAGAAACAACGGACGGUCGCGCUAUCUUCAACAGAAGCAGAAUACAUGGCGCUUUCCGAAGCAACCAAAGAAGCAGUAUGGCUCAAGGUGCUUUUGGGGGAACUUGGUGAGAUGACAAGCGACGAAGCGAUCAAGAUGUAUGAAGACAACCAAGGAUCAAUCGCUCUCGCCAAGAACCCGGAGUUCCAUAAGAGAACAAAACACAUCGACAUACGCUACCAUUUUGUGCGUGAGAAGGUGGAAUCAGGUGAAGUCGUUUUGGAGUAUUGCCCGACUCAAGAUAUGCUGGCAGACAUGAUGACCAAGCCGAUCGCCGCUGUACAAUUUGAAAACAUUCGCGAUCGACUUGGGAUCCAAGGUGCCGCAGCUAACGAGUCGAGAGGGAGUGUUGAAAAGACAGCGGCUGUGAAGAAGACACCUCGUCAAGCUGCGUCAAGUGUUGAAGCAAGUGGAAGACCAAGCUUCGCUAUACCGGUGGGUACCGGUAUGUACCAGUAA